UUAAGCUGCGCAUAGCAGGUCUUCCAGCCUGACUAGCUAAAGAAGUGGUCAAAGCCUGCAAACUAGAUAUGACCAGGCUGAAGUCCAGCUAAAACUAGCCAAACAUUUUAGGCUGGUGUUUUUUCUCAACAGGCUUUUGAGACCCAAUCUCUCAAACGAGUUGAUUCCCAAUGCGGUUAUGCCAAAAAAUGCCUAGUUAAGCAACGUUAAGGUGAGCUGAACGAACAUGCCUAUAAUGUCCAAAAAUACUCUGUAGUUUGGCAGCUCGCAUAGGCUUUGAGGAACUGAGACGACUCUUUGAGUACGAGGUCUGAAAAAACAUCACCGUUUGUUCUGGCCUCUAUCACCAUUGCUCUUCAAUAGGGCACUUGACCCCUGGGUUUCUCCGAGGAGGCUGACUGUCCCUCCAGCUAUAGCGAAGCCAAGCGAGACACUAUUUUGCAAACCAAUAAGUCACAAGGUGGGCAUCAUCUCACUACUAGUGACUCCAUCAUCUCAUGAUGAUGCUGGACCCCAGUCGCAACUCCGAAACAGUACGGAAACAGCGCUGUCCGGGAAAUCCCGAUCGCCAUCUACCCCUCCACCCCCCUUUACUAAUGUUACCGCACCUCCAACCUUCCCUCCCCCAGCCAGAGGAGUAGAAACAACAAGCCGCCAUUUUGUUUGUGCGGAGAGAGUGAAGGAGGCAGGAGCGACCGAAAAAAAGCCACUCGAGCGCCGACCACUGCGACUCUGAGCGCCGCCGGCUCCGGUUCGCGGAUCCAGACCGGAUAAAUCACAAGCCCGGCGAUUAGCGGAGGCGACGGAGGGAGAUUAUAGAUUCUCCCGUGUGCAAAUCAAAGAGCAGACUGGGUUUUCCUUUCUUUUGCUGUUCUUUUUUUAAACGAAGCAGAGAGGCGGAAGAGGGCAAUAAAUUUAAACGAAGGGAAGCUCGUCAGGGGAAAAGGAAAAUAACAGCGUCACGAAGUGGGAAUAUCUGUGAAAUUACAUCGCCGGUUGCUGGCGGACGACGGCGAAAGUGGGGAAAAUUGCAGGAACUGUGCAAGAGAAGGGAGAAAUUUAAAAGGGAUGAACGCGCAGGGGGGUUCACGGCAUCACAAAGCCUAUGAAAGGGGUUUGAGGACCCCCAGAUUUUUGGGGGUGCAGCUGGCAAUAUCUCCCGGAUCGGCAGAUGCUUCAAACCCGAAAUAUUAUUGAAGCCCAGCUCGGUUUGGUUCUGUUUUCGACCCACUACUGGCUGUUCCUCUCGCUCUUUCUUAAUGCUCCGCAAGGCUCUUCGUGCAGUGACACAUUAUUCUUAUUUGCUUGAUGUGUCAGUGCAUUGAAAUACACGCACAUGCAUUGACCAACUUCACUUGAUUCCCGUUCUUUAGCUCGAGCACAGCGGACUGCGAGACAACAUCUUGCACUUCAGACCGACUGCAUGCAUGUUCUGUCCAUUAGACGGACACUUUUGAAAUAAUUUCUUUGCAUGCACGAGCUGUGCGCAGUGCAGGGUGGUCUCGUGAAGCGAUGGUCAGAGGUUUUCUGCAAACACUUUUAACUCGUGCAGUGGACACGUUCACACAGAGGGCGCACGAGCCAUAUUCAGAUGCGAAUGCACGAUAAACCAUUUGACUUGUCACUUUGAAGUAUUGUUGCAAAAUGCUAAGACAUGGACACUGAAAUAUGCAAGUUGUUCGGAAUCAUCUAAAGUGGUAGCUCGUGCAUGCAAACUCAAGUUGGAUGCACAUUCAUCGCGCUAUUUAUUCUGCAAAGAGUAUACUGUCUUAUUAAGGAUGAAAGGAAACUUUUACAUGCAUAUGACUGUUUAAUGAUAUUUCCAGUAUUUAUUUGUUCUCUCCAUUCAUCUUAAUUACUUGGGAGUAAAUAAAGACAUUGAUGAAGGAGAUUCAAACAUCCGUGUCAAUUUUAAGGAGCACGAUGGACUUGCAAUCUUCUAAAUAAAGUGAUGCAGGCUGAGAAUUGCACAUGCUACAAUGCAAAGACAGGCACGAUUCUGAAUCAUAGCGUUCGCUCAUAAGCAUUGCAUGAAGCCGCACCGGAGCGAGUUCGGUUUCUCGUACACAACGCCUUAAAAAAACCCUAACACUUCAGCUCGCCGCCGACAAUGGCGGAAAAGACGGAUGCAAGCAGCGAGGAUAAAUCUCGGGAAAAUUGCUCAGUCGCCGAGGAGGCUACGUGAGUUUGCGGCGAGCUUGCAUGACCGGCUGUCCCUCCCUUCACCUCCUCCAUUCGGAAAUAUACUUUUGAGGAACUAAAGACUAGAAAAUCUUAAAAGGGAGCUUUAAAGGUGGACUGAACAUUGAAGCUUUGCUUUGCAUUGCAUGCAUGUAUCGUCCCAUGAAAAGGAAACGGGAAUCCGUCCGGUGCUCGUGAACGAGGAGAGAUUUCAUUUGCACAUCGGCUCGCGACUGCACAGGAAGGGCUAUCCUACGCGGGAUAUAUGCUUUAACACUAAGCCGGAGGAAAACUAUGGCCGAUAAUGUGCUGGAAUCCGGCCCGCCUUCAGCUAAGAGGCCUAAAUUGUCUUCUCCGGCUCUGUCGGUCUCCGCGAGCGAUGGAAACGAUUUUGGCUCCCUGUUUGACCUGGAGCAUGACCUCCCGGACGAGCUCAUUAACUCCUCCGACCUGGGCUUUCCUAACGGGAUGGACCCCGGCCAGUUGCACACCACUCUGGGUGGAGGAGGGAUGUUGGGCCCUCUGGGUGGCUCGGGCCAGGAUACAGCGGCCAAACACAAGCACCUGUCUGAGCUCCUCCGCCCUGGCGCCCCUCCAUCCACCUCCACGGCCACCAGCAACCCCGGGAACGCGCCCUCCUUGGGGAUGAUGGGAGGUCUGAGUGGCAACCCGGUUACUCAGGGACUGGGUGGCCCACAACAGCAGCAGCCAGGCAUGAUGCCGCAGCCUGGCAUGGUGGCGGGACUGAACCGGGGCAUGAUGGGCGCCCAGAAAGGGAACGGACAGCCGCAGGGCAUGAUCGGAGGGCAGAUGAUGAAUGGUGUGCCUAGAAUGGGCUAUGCCAAUGUGAACAUGAAUGCGGGCAGGGUUGGUAAUGGGAACAUGCUGCCUGAUGCUCUGCAGCAGCAGAACGCAGGGCAGCAGAUGGCACAGGCAGCAAUGAGACCGCAGCAACCAGGAGCAGUGAACAAGAUGGGAAUGAUGGGUGCUCCAGGCCCCUACAGUAGUUCAUAUGGUCAGUGCGGAGGACAGUCCCUUGGGCCUCAGCUCCAAAACAAAGCGGGACAACCCAACAGCAUUAACCAGUUCAACAUGGACAAGAAACCUCAGCAUGGGCAGAACAUGGGUGGCAUGCAGAGCUCAGGUGUGGUGGGUGGCGUAUCGGGCCCAGGUGGGGCGGCGGCGCCCCCUGCAGCGGACCUGGAGAAGCGUAAACUCAUUCAGCAGCAGCUGGUGCUGUUACUGCAUGCUCAUAAGUGCCAUCGCAGAGAGCAGGCCAACGGAGAGGUCCGCCAGUGCAGCCUGCCCCACUGCAGAACCAUGAAGAACGUCCUUAAUCACAUGACGCACUGUCAGGCCGGAAAAUCCUGCCAGGUGGCUCACUGCGCGUCCUCCAGGCAGAUCAUCUCUCACUGGAAGAACUGCACACGGCAUGACUGUCCCGUCUGUCUGCCGCUUAAAAGUGCUGGAGACAAAAGAAACCAGCAGUCUCUGCUGGGAGGUGCUGGGAUGGGCAUGGGUGGUCCGUUAGGUGGGUCAUUACCCGGUGGUCAGCCUUCAGCCCCAAACUUAAACUCACCCAGUCAGAUUGACCCAAGCUCCAUUGAAAGGGCGUACGCCGCCCUUGGACUCACCUACCAGGGCAACCAGGCAUCCAAUCAGAAUCAGCAGACCUCUGUACCCGCUCAACCCGGCAUGAGGACGCUCAACAAUAUAGGUGGGAAUUCAAUGGGAGUGAACGGUGGAGUUGGCACUCCGAUGACGAACCAGCAUCCAGGAAUGCUGCCUGACGGCAUGCUGCACAGGAACAUGACACCUCAGAGUCUGAUGAAUGAUGGCUCUGGUGUUGGUAACAUGGGUUCUGCAGCAACAGCCACACCUCCCUCUGCAGGAAUGAGGAAGAACUGGCAUGAAGACAUCACGCAGGACCUCCGCAAUCACCUCGUACACAAACUUGUACAAGCUAUUUUCCCCACUCCAGACCCUGCAGCACUGAAGGAUCGGCGGAUGGAAAACCUUGUAGCUUAUGCUCGCAAAGUGGAGGGCGACAUGUACGAAUCUGCCAACAGCAGGGCGGAGUAUUACCACUUGUUGGCGGAGAAGAUUUAUAAGAUUCAGAAAGAGCUGGAGGAGAAGAGGAGAACCAGACUGCAGAAGCAGGGUAUGAUCCCAGCUCAGCCUGGCAUGCCCAACAGUGCUCUACCUCAAGCACCAGCUGGCAUGAAUCAGGCACAGCCGCCUAAUGGUCCCCAUUCAGAUCCGUCCCUAGUUCAAGCCACUGGACCCAAUCAGAUGGUCAACCGUAUGCAGAAUCCUGCUGGUAUGGCACACUCACUAAAUGGCAUGAAUCAGUUUGCCCAGGUGGGGAUGCAACAGCCAAUGGGACAAAGGGCAACGCCGCCCCUGCCAAUGGGAGCAAACCUCAAUCAGAUGGGUAUGCAGGGGACACCUCGAAUGACUCAACCCAACGUACCCCAGUUACAAAACCAGUACAUGCAGAACCAGUUUCCAGGCACGGGUGCCGGCCUGAACCAACCUGCAGGGCAGGGAGCCAUGUCACAGAAUCAGAUCCGCACUCCACCAUCGCUGGCAGUCCGAAGUCCAGUAGCUCAAACCCAGGCAGCAGUCUCAGGCUCUACAGCCGCUGCUGGCCCUCAGGGGCCUCCGUCCAACCACCCCCCCCCCGCCACACAGCCCGGACUGCACGCGCCCUGUCCUCCUUUACGCCAAAACUCCCCUUCUCCUGCACGCAGCCUCACCCCUACCCCCGCCCCGCACCAAACGCCCCCGCAGUUUCCGGGUAACCAGACCCCCCAGCCCCACACACCCACUUCUUCAACCACUAUGGCCCCACCUUCAACGCAGAUGCCCCUGAUGGCACAGGGGGUGGGCUCAGACAAAGCCAGUCAGCUCCAGCAGCCAUCGCAUGGGGGCGGAGCCGCUGGAGGCCCCCAAACAGGGCUAGCGUCAUCUGUGCCUUCCCAGAAUGCACACGGACUUUGUGCACACCCACACACUCCUCUAUCCCAGAAGUCAUCUCUUACAGCGGACGGUCAGGCCUCAACUCCUGCCUCGGACAGCAGUGCUGACCCAAGCUCGCAGCUGACAUCAUCCGAGCCCAAUGCCCCACUCGACCCCAAAACAGAGGUUGAACAGCAGGAAGAAGAGGAUGAGUUGGAGGAUAAGGCCUCAGGGAAACUGGCUGCCAUGCAGACUGAGAUUAAGACUGAAGAUAAACCAGAGGAGGAGGAGCCUGCAGGCGAUGAAUGUAAGACCGAGCCAAUGGAAACAUCAACUGGGUCGACAGCUGAGGACAAGAAGCCGGAGGUCAAAACCGAACCCAAAGAGGAAGAGGCUGCGGGAACGAACAGUUCUCCCGCAAACACACAAAGCAAGAAGAAAGGCAGUGGGAGUCUGUUACGUUUUUCUCUGUUUGUGCACGUGAACCUCUUCUACAGCGCUCAACAUUGUCCCCCUGCACCCUCUUCUCUCCCCCUGACUCUCAACCCACCGGGCCGCCGUCCCUCGCUCUGUCCGACUGCAACUCCCUUUCACCUGCUGAUGAACUUCAUCUGCGAUCUGGACUCCGUUCUCCAGGACUACUUUGAUAUAGUGAAAAACCCCAUGGACUUGUCCACUAUCAAGCGUAAGCUGGACACGGGUCAGUACCAGGAGCCCUGGCAGUACGUGGACGACGUGUGGCUGAUGUUCAAUAACGCCUGGCUGUAUAACAGGAAGACAUCACGGGUGUAUAAAUACUGCUCCAAACUGGCUGAGGUGUUUGAACAGGAAAUAGACCCCAUCAUGCAGGAGUUGGGCUACUGCUGUGGAAGGAAGUUGGAGUUUUCUCCUCAAACUCUGUGCUGCUAUGGCAAACAGCUGUGUACCAUCCCUCGAGACGCUGCGUACUUCAGUUACCAGAACAGUUCACCCAAAUAUGGGCUUCUUGCUGACAGGUACCACUUCUGUGAGAAAUGUUUCAACGAAAUCCAGGGGGAGAAUGUAUCCCUGGGGGACGAUCCAACCCAGCCUCAAACGUGCUGUCUCUCGUUUUCUCUCCUCAGGUCCAUCAAUAAAGAUCAGUUUCAAAGGAAAAAGAAUGACACCCUCGACCCUGAACUACUGUUGGAAUGUGGUGAUUGUGGUCGAAAAAUGCAUCAGAUAUGCGCUCUGCACAAUGAGACAAUAUGGCCGUCGGGGUUUGUUUGUGACGGCUGUCUGAAAAAGGCCAGUGCAACAAGGAAGGAGAAUAAAUACACUGCAAAGAGACUUCCUCAGACAAAGCUUGGUAACUUCCUGGAGACACGAGUGAACGAGUACCUGAAGCGCCAGAGUCAUCCAGAAACUGGUGAUGUCACCAUCCGUGUGGUUCAUGUCUCUGAUAAAGUGGUGGAGGUCAAACCUGGCAUGAAGUCCAGGUUUGUUGAUAGCGGAGAAAUGUCAGAGUCAUUCCCGUACAGGACAAAAGCUCUGUUUGCAUUUGAAGAUAUUGAUGGGACAGAUGUCUGCUUCUUUGGAAUGCAUGUGCAAGAAUACGGCUCCGACUGCCCUCCACCCAAUCAAAGACGUGUGUACAUCUCCUACCUUGACAGUGUGCACUUUUUCCAACCCCGUCACCUGAGAACCGGAGUCUAUCAUGAGAUCCUGAUUGGAUACUUGGAGUAUGUUAAAAAAAUGGGGUUUGUCACUGGCCACAUAUGGGCUUGUCCUCCAAGUGAAGGUGACGACUACAUCUUCCACUGCCAUCCAUCGGAUCAGAAGAUUCCCAAACCUAAACGCCUACAAGAAUGGUACAAGAAGAUGCUUGACAAAGCAGUAGCUGAGAGAAUUAUACACGACUACAAGGACAUUUUUAAGCAGGCAACAGAGGAUCGUCUGACCAGUGCGAAGGAGCUCCCAUAUUUUGAGGGUGAUUUCUGGCCUAAUGUGUUGGAGGAGAGCAUUAAAGAGCUGGAACAGGAGGAGGAAGAACGGAAGAGAGAGGAAAACAACACCUCUAGUGAGAGCAUUGACGCUACCAAUGGUGACAGCAAGAAUGCCAAAAAAAAGAACAGCAAGAAGACUAGCAAGAACAAGAGCAGCUUGAGCCGAGCCAAUAAAAAGAAACCGGGCAUGCCAAAUGUCUCAAAUGAUCUAUCCCAGAAACUCUAUGCUACUAUGGAGAAACACAAAGAGGUUUUCUUUGUCAUCCGUCUCAUUGCUGGCCCUUCUGUCAAUUCCCUUCCACCCAUUUUGGACUAUGACCCCCUGAUGGCCUGCGAUCUGAUGGAUGGACGAGAUGCUUUCCUAACGCUUGCACGAGACAAGCACCUUGAAUUCAGCUCGCUGAGGCGGGCCAAAUGGAGCUCCAUGUGUAUGUUAGUAGAACUGCACAAUCAGAGCCAGGACCGCUUUGUCUACACGUGCAAUGAAUGCAAGCACCACGUUGAGACACGCUUUCACUGCACUGUUUGUGAGGAUUAUGAUCUCUGCAUCACUUGCUACAACAUUAAGGGCCAUGAGCACAAGAUGGAUAAACUUGGACUGGGUCUUGAUGACGAGAGCAACAACCAAGCUGCAGCCGCCACACAGAACCCUGGUGACUCGCGUCGUCUAAGCAUCCAACGCUGCAUCCAGUCACUGGUGCAUGCAUGCCAGUGUCGCAAUGCUAAUUGCUCUUUGCCAUCUUGCCAGAAGAUGAAGAGAGUAGUGCAACAUACCAAGGGCUGCAAACGCAAGACCAAUGGUGGCUGUCCCAUCUGCAAGCAACUCAUUGCACUAUGUUGCUAUCAUGCUAAGCACUGCCAGGAAAACAAGUGUCCUGUGCCCUUCUGUCUCAACAUCAAGCACAAGCUUCGUCAGCAGCAGCUGCAACACAGGCUUCAACAAGCGCAAAUGCUGCGUAGACGUAUGGCCACCAUGCAACGAGCAGGGCAGCCACCACCAUGUGGUGGUGGGCCUCCUGGAGGUCUUCCAUCCCCCGGCAAUAAUGGAGCCACAGGUCCUAGCACACCUACUUCGGUCGGUACGCAACCUGCAACCCCUCAGACGCCCACACAGCUGACACCCAACCAUACGUCUCUGCCCCAGCCUGGUGUGGGUGGAGUCCCACCUGGAGCUCCCCAGCAGCCGCCUCAGCAUCCCGUCCACCACCAGUUUCAGCAGAUGCCAGGUGCAGGCGGAAUGAUGACCUCACCGCAGCAACAAAUGGUUCCUCAACAACCUGUGGGACAACUCUCGCAUCCACACAAUCAAUAUGGUCCCCAUUCCACAGGCCCUUCCCCAAAUCCACAGUCGCAGGGUAAGCCAAGCCUUGGUCCUGCAACUCCUCCUCAACUCCCCAGCAAUCCAGGCACAGCACCUAUGUCCCAGCAACAGCAACUUUCAGGUCCUCCACCUGCAGCUGUGGAGAUAGCCAUGAAGAUCCAGCAAGUGGCAGAUGCACAGCGAAAGAUGGCACAGGUUCAGAUGCUACAAAGGCAGGCUGCGCAAGCUGGCAUGAUGCCGCAGCACCAUCAGCAGCCACAGGGACAGAUGGGAGUAGCCCACCCUGGGAUUGGCAUGGUAGGGCCACAAGGAAUAGCCUCGCAGGCACAAGCAUCAGCGAACAGAGUGCAGAUGGAGCAGCAGCAAGGAUCUCAGGGAAUGAUGGUCGGAGCUGGGCCCAUGCAGCUGCAGCAGCAACCCCAACAGACAGUUGUGCAAGGCCAAAUGCCACCCCAAAUGCAUCUACAGCAGCCGAGAAUGAACCCACCACUUCAGCUUCAGCAGCAACAGUGGCCGGGGAAGGGUAUGCCAACCCAGCAGAGACCUGCCAUGAUGGCUCAACCGGGAAUGGUCGCAAUGCAGCCCCCUCCGCAGCAGCAGCAGCAGCAACCGCAACAACCACAACAGCAACAAUCACAACAAAUGCAACAACAGCAAGCACCCCAAAUGCUGAAUCGAAACGCCUUGAUGAGUAUGGUGCAGGCUAGUCUGCAGAGUGGCGUAGCAAGUGGGGCAGCAGCUGGCAAUCUGCCUCAGGGAGCCCUGCAGGAUCUUUUGCGGACCCUGCGAUCUCCAAGCUCUCCUCUACAGCAGCAGCAAGUCCUCAAUAUUCUUCGGUCUAACCCACAACUAAUGGCAGCAUUUAUCAAGCAGCGGGUUCACAAGUAUAAAGUAGGUACUGGUGGCCCCGCUGUACCACAGGGUGGGCCAGGACCUAUGGGAGGCCAGCCAGUGGGUGUCAGUACUGGGGUGUCCCAGCCUGGCAUGCACCUUGGACAGGGUGUUAACAUGCAGACUCAACUUCCUCAGCUCCAACAGCAGCAGCAAAUGCAACAGCGGCCGCUAUUGCAGCAGCAGCAGCAGCUGCAACAUCAGCAGCUGCAACAGCAGCAGCAGCAAGUUGCUGCCUUGCAGCAGCAGCAAGCUGCUGCCUUGCAGCAGCAGCAAGCUGCUGCCUUGCAGCAGCAACAACAACAGCAAGGAAUUCAGGGUCAGGGGGUUACAAACAUGGCCAACAUGAAUCCACAGUUUAGAGAUCUGGUCAUGAGAAGGCAACAGCAACUACAGUUUCAGCAGCAACAACAACAACAACAACAACAGCAGCAGCAGCAAGUUGCUGCCUUGCAGCAGCAACAACAACAGCAAGGAAUUCAGGGUCAGGGGGUUACAAACAUGGCCAACAUGAAUCCACAGUUUAGAGAUCUGGUCAUGAGAAGGCAACAGCAACUACAGUUUCAGCAGCAACAACAACAACAACAACAACAACAACAGCAGCAGCAGCAGCAACAAAUAAGUAAUCACGCAGCAUUUCAACAGCAGCAAGUUUACAUGGGUCAGCAGGGUAACAUGCAAGUCCCGCCAGGUGGUCAACCGCUACAAGGUGUGCAACCUGGCCAGCAGCAGAGUUUUCCAGGCAACCCUGCGCAACCGCAAGCUGCAGCUGCCUUGCAACAGAGGCUUGCACAGCAACACCAGCAACAGAUGCAACAGCAGCAGAAUGCGGCAUCGCAAGGUCCCGAUGUGGGGCACGGAGGAGGUCCACAGCCCACGCAAGGAGGCCCCAGUCUUCAGACAUCACAGGCAUUAUUGCAACAGGCCUUGCAUCAGUGUAUCCUUCAACAGCAGCAACAUCUCAGUGGCACCUCGCUGGCACAGCAGAACAACCCCAUGAGCCCGCAGCAGCAUCAGAUGUCUCAAUCGCCCCACUUGCAGGGCCAACAGCUCCCAUCUACCCUCAGCAACCAGGUCUGUUCCCCCCAGCCCUCCCCGCGACCCCAGUCCCAGCCACCUCACUCAAGUCCAUCCCCGCGCCUGCAACCACAGCCCUCACCCCACCACAUCUCUCCUCAGACCCAAACGGGUUCUCCGCAUCCUAGCCACCUUCAGCAGCAUCACUCAGGCAUGGCUCCACCUCCUCCACCUCCCCAACAGCCACAGCACAACUCUAAGGACCCAAGUGGAUUUGGUGCAGAUCAGAACGCCAUGCUGUCUCAGCUCAGUGGCUUGGCAGGACUCCGCGGACCUGGAGCUAAUGAUAUGCUGCCCCCUAGUGGCCAGGACCUUGCCAUUAACAGGAAUAACACUUUAGACAUCAUAUAGCUAUUAUGGAAUUCACAAAACCUCACCAGAGACAGUGUUAGAUUUUUUUUUUAUACUACAAGGAUGAGUUUAGUGUUUUUCAUCAUAAAUGCUUUGAAAAUGGACCCGCCUAGAGAGAUGGCAAAUAAGUAUCGGGGGUGUGUUUUUUUUUCUUUUUCCUUUGCCAGUUGUGUACAAAGAGAGGAUUGUUUCUCAGCCUCAGAGAACAAACCACAAGUAAUAUUUUCAACGUCAGGUCCAGG
Sinocyclocheilus grahami is the source of this 10988-nucleotide messenger RNA. RefSeq names its product histone acetyltransferase p300-like. Lineage: Eukaryota; Metazoa; Chordata; Actinopteri; Cypriniformes; Cyprinidae. The record is from RefSeq and is a predicted model, not a curated record. Gene Ontology annotation, molecular function: transcription coactivator activity; histone acetyltransferase activity; zinc ion binding. Gene Ontology annotation, biological process: positive regulation of transcription by RNA polymerase II. The transcript is spliced from 29 exons. Bases 2476 to 10746 code for a protein of 2756 amino acids. Gene Ontology annotation, cellular component: histone acetyltransferase complex; nucleus; transcription regulator complex.